AUGGGUAGACCAUCAAUGGUAGGUGGAAGACCUUCAGAAGCUGCAGGCGAAGAUGACGCAGGUGGUGGACAUGAGGUUGGGCCCGUCGCUGCCCACCCUCGCUGCUGUCCCGCGCCCACCCACCCUCGCUGCUGCCUCGCGCCCGCCCACCCUUGUCGCUGCAUCGCACCGCUGCCGCCUCGGUGCUUUCCUCCUCCGCGCAGUCGCCACUCUGCCUGCCGCCUCGGCGCUUUCCCACGGCUCAAAAACCCUAGCCGUCGUUCUGCCUGCGACGGCCGUUUUCGCCGCUCUGCCUGCAAUCGCGCUAGGCGCUGUGCCCAGCCAAAUCUUCUAUGCUCAAGCCCCUGCCUCUCUCAAUCUCUCUCGCCUCCGGCCUUUCUCUGUCGUCCGACGGUCCAUGUUGCCCCUGCUUCCUCUGUACGUCGACUAUGGCGCCCACUGCUGCAAGCACCCGGUGAUUGUGCCUCCGUCGACCGACCUUCCACCUCCUUCGGCCUCUGUCUCAAUUGGGUGACUCCGCAGCAGAAGCAAUUGACAACAGCAGAUGAAGCCUCAGGACACGGUGGCAGGAGGAAUGUAUUAUUCAACAAAAAGGCAGCAGUUUUUGAUCGAUCAAGGUCAUUUUAUCUUCUCUGUGUGUUUAGGAGAGUUGGAGGUGGAAUUUACACCAAAGCUGCUGAUGUACGUGCUGAUCUUGUUGGAAAGGUUGAAAGAAACAUCCCUGAAGAUGACCCCAGAAAUCCGGUUGUAAGAUAUCUGCUAUGCUUUUUGGUUGAUAUCUCUGUUUUGAAGUUAAUUCUAGUCACAUUUUGCAGGUCAUUGCUGACAAUGUUGGUGAUAAUGUCGGAGAUAUUGCUGGAAUGGGAUCUGAUCUUUUUGGUUCAUAUGCUGAAUCCUCUUGUGCUGCUCUUGUUAUCUGCAGUUUUAGCAGCAGCCGGAUUAAUUGCUUGUCAUGCCUCAAAAAGGUUCCCUGAUGAACAGUGGGAGAAGUAUGCAGUUGUAACUCUCAUGGAUUGCCGGUCUGCUCUUGAUCCCGUGCUUAGCAGCCAUCAUAUCUCUGCUUCACUGAUUAAGAAUGAUUUUUGAAGUGCGUUUUCAAAGUCCACUGUUUUGAAGAUUUUUGAGCUAUUCUGAUGAGAUACCAUUUAAAGUUGGUGCUCCUGGUGCUUUCUCAGACCCAACAUCAGGUGACAAGAUGGCGCUAGAUCAAUUCAUCUCAUUGUGGAUUCAAGAAGAUACAAGUGCUCUAUCUAGCAUGCCUUUGAGUAAGAUACAAGAAGAAUUUGUGAAUCAUUUGCAUACUUGAUAUUAAUGUUCAAGUUCCCAGGCCAAUCAUUAGCUAUAAGGUAGUUGGUAUUUUCAAUUUUGAAUCGGAAUAUGCAAUGAUGAUGUAUACUUGAUAUUUGGUUCAUUUGUAUAAUAAUGUAUGAAUUUUUUGGAUGAUAUAUAAUAUUGUUAUCGUUGAUUUUA
Molecule: messenger RNA, 1470 nt
Organism: Salvia miltiorrhiza (redroot sage)
Lineage: Eukaryota; Viridiplantae; Streptophyta; Magnoliopsida; Lamiales; Lamiaceae
Exons: 8
Coding region: 1-1086 (361 amino acids)
Biological process (GO): proton transmembrane transport
Cellular component (GO): membrane
Molecular function (GO): inorganic diphosphate phosphatase activity; diphosphate hydrolysis-driven proton transmembrane transporter activity
Source: RefSeq, a predicted model, not a curated record